Colletotrichum destructivum is the source of this 1290-nucleotide messenger RNA. RefSeq names its product Putative peptide chain release factor class I. Gene Ontology annotation, biological process: translational termination. The transcript is spliced from 2 exons. Gene Ontology annotation, molecular function: translation release factor activity. The coding region runs from base 1 to 1290 and encodes 429 amino acids. The record is from RefSeq and is a predicted model, not a curated record. Lineage: Eukaryota; Fungi; Ascomycota; Sordariomycetes; Glomerellales; Glomerellaceae.
AUGAUCGCGGCGCCAUGGGUGUGUCGGCGUUGCCUGGGAGGGCUUCUGAAGCCCAGGAGCACCCAAUUCAUUCGCCGUGCUAGCUCAGACACAACCGCACACCUCCCGCCAGCCCUCCUCCAACGAGCGCGCGCCCUCACGACCGAACACGAUGCCCUCGCCCGCUCCCUCGAAUCCGACUUUGACUCCAAAACGGCCCGCCGGAUGGGCGAGCUCUCGAGCGUCGCCACGGCCCUCCGCGAAUGGGAACGCGCGACGAGCUCCAUCGCGGAGCUCAACGGCCUCUUGGGCUCAAAGGACAAAGAACUCCGGGACAUGGCCGCCGAGGAGCUCGAGUCGACAAACGGCCAGCUCUCGGCCCUCUCGCGUAAGCUCUCGGCCUCGCUGACGCCCAAGGACCCCUACGCCCACAUGCCCUGCCUGCUCGAGAUCCGUCCGGGACCCGGCGGUCUCGAGGGCCGCUUCUUCGCCGACACGCUGUUCCGUAUGUACAAGCAGUACCUCUCGCGCAGGGGCUACCGCUCGCAAGUGAUCAAGUACGACACGGUCGAGGCCGCCGGCGACCUGUCCACGGCGGCGGGCGAGAGCGCGCUGCAGGAGGCCGUCAUCGAGAUCCAGGACCCGGGCGCCUACGACCUGUUCCGCGGCGAGGCCGGCAUGCACCGCGUGCAGCGGAUCCCGGCGACGGAGAAGAACGGCCGCGUGCACACUAGCGCCGUGGCCGUGUGGGUGCUGCCGUCCUUCCAGGAGAGCGGCGACGGUGCCAAGGACUUCAACAACCCGGAGAGCGACUUCUAUAUCGACCCGUCCGAGGUCAAGAUCGAGACGAUGCGCGCGCGCGGCGCCGGCGGGCAGCACGUCAACAAGACGGAGUCGGCGAUCCGCAUGACGCACACGCCGACGGGCACCGUCGUCAGCAUGCAGGACUCGCGGUCGCAGUCGCGCAACCGCGAGGACGCGUGGAAGCUGAUGCGGUCGCGCGUGGGGCUGAUCCGGCGCGAGGCCCGCGAGGAGGCGGCGGCGCAGCUGCGCGACAACGUGCUCUCGCGGCACCGCAUCUCGCGCAGCGACAAGAUCCGCACGUACAACUACAACCAGGACCGCGUCACGGAUCACCGCGCCGGCGUCGACGUGUACAACCUCGUCGACGUCAUCGACGGCGGCGAGUCGCUCGACAAGAUCGUCGACGCCGUCAAGGACUGGCUCGUGUCCGGGGACAUUGCGGCCAUGAUGGCCGAGCAGGAGGCCGCUGCCGCGGCGGUGUCGGACACGAAGAAGGCGGAAAAGUGA